Dalotia coriaria is the source of this 1993-nucleotide messenger RNA. RefSeq names its product CCHC-type zinc finger nucleic acid binding protein (gene CNBP). The record is from RefSeq and is a predicted model, not a curated record. Gene Ontology annotation, molecular function: mRNA binding; translation regulator activity; zinc ion binding. The coding region runs from base 265 to 726 and encodes 153 amino acids. The transcript is spliced from 2 exons. NCBI's taxonomy places the organism in Eukaryota, Metazoa, Arthropoda, Insecta, Coleoptera, Staphylinidae. Gene Ontology annotation, cellular component: cytoplasm. Gene Ontology annotation, biological process: positive regulation of cytoplasmic translation.
UACCGGUGUUUUCUCUCGCAGCACGUCCUCGCAGCUAGUCAGCCAGAGCGUUGUAUACCCGUGUGUGGCCGAGUUGAGGAUUCAGCGCGUAACCUUUACGCUUGCGUACACGAGGUUCGAGGGUGCGAGUCUAGUUCGUUCAUCGCUUGAAUCCGACCAACACGCAUGUUAACGUCAGCUUCGCAACCUGAAGUGAAGUCCAGUUCGAGUUGUUAGAGGCGUUUCGUGAGUUUAGCUGUUGAAGAGAAGAGAGCCAGAGUCGAGAUGAGUUCGAGCGUGUGCUACAAGUGCAGCCGCCCAGGGCACUUCGCCAGGGAGUGCUCGCAGCCCGGUGGUGGCGGCGGCGGCGGUGGUGGCGGACGCGACUCCGGCCGUGACAGCUACGGACGCGGACGCGAGAAGUGCUACAAGUGCAACCGAUUGGGUCACUUUGCGCGCGAAUGCAAGGAGGACGCGGAGCGCUGCUACCGCUGCAACGGCGAGGGCCACUUCGCCAAGGACUGCCACCAGAACCCGGACACGCCGUCGUGCUACAACUGCAACAAGCCGGGGCACAUCGCGCGCAGCUGUCCCGAGGGCGGGCAAAUGGACCGCAUGUCCAAUCAGACAUGCUUCAACUGUAACAAGGUGGGCCAUCUGUCGCGCAAUUGCCCCGAGUCGACAAAGACGUGCUACCUGUGCAACCGGCCGGGCCACAUCAGCCGCGACUGCGACCAGGAGAAGUAGCCGCCGCGACGAUAAGGACCCCCAGCAACAGCAAAAGCACACACACCACACAACACAUCCCACCCACCCCCCCAGCAAGCAGACACCGAACAUAUAACGUCAUUCGAUCGCGGGCCGCCAUCGGGCUCGAGUAGGCGCAGGAGAGGCUGGCAGGCGGACGCACCCGGACACGAAUAAAAUAUAAAACUAAUUGUAAGGCCAUUUAUACGAGGUGGAAGUUGUUAUUGUAUUUUUUUAAUGUUUAAAGAUGAGGCAGAAAAUAGUAGUUUCAGUGGCGGAUUGGCAGGCGAGGCGGUAGCGGCGGCAUGAAAAUUGCAUUGCGUUGAGAAUUGAAGUUUUUUAAUGUUGAAUUUUUGUAAAAUUACAAACGAGAGCGGCACGAGGCGAGGAGCAGCGCACGAGAGCAGUUGAAGCAGUUGUAGUAAAAAAUAAGCCUUUAUUUUGUUCUUAUAUGAUUAUGUUUAUUAUUAGUUCUUUUUUGCCGAUUAUUGCGAAUGAUCGUUGCCGAACGCGAACGUUUUAUACACUACACACACACCGGAUUCAGACCGACGCGGCCCCCGGCCCUGCGUCGGCCGCCAUUCUCUUUCACUUCCGUUGUGCUCACGGAAACAAGCGAAAUUUAUAAUAAUAACUCGAGUUUUCCUUACGAAAAGCUUGGCUCUGUUAUUUUUUGUUGCGUAACCAGAGAAUACACGAAAAACGUCGAAACUUGCACACAACCGACUUCUCUCCCCCGCACAGCAUCCUUCUCAUCACACACACAGCGCACCACUCUCGUUUACUAGCGCGCCCAGCGUACAAGACACACAAGAUUGAGCCGCCCAUCCAUCCUCUCACAUCUCAAAUUGACGAAUGUACAUAGCUUUCGACAGAAGACAAAGACGUAAAAUGAAGGAGGGAUAUUUUCACACAAAGUUUUCAUUAUCGCGGGGACUCGUAGGGGGUUUAUUGCCUGUUUGUUUUUGUAUAACUAAUCGACUUGAAAUCAACCCUAACUCUUAAGCCAACCAGAAAUCUAUCUAUAAAAUACAUGUUGUAAGCGUUACGGAGGCGAUGCAGGAGAAGAGACCGGCUAUUUUCGCACGCGGCGAGACGCGCGCGCGUGCGGCUCACGAUUCGCAGCAGUGGUGGACAGGAGGCGAGAAAUAACAAGUGAAAAUCACGAAUGUACUUUUGUAAUUGCAUUUACUCGUAAAUGAGGGUCGUUUAUUCUUUGAUCAUGUGGAAGUUUUUAAGUAAAAAGUAAAGAAGCAGCAAAAUGAUA